AUGAAAAAACGAGUGGCAAAAGUACUAUCUUGUGACCAUACCUUUAAAACCAGCAAACACGUUGGUGUUACUCGAGAGGAUGAUGGUAAAUUCGUAUGCCAAUUUCAAAAUGUCUUUCUUGGGUUAAAUGAGAACGGAGAGGUUUUGACCUGGCGAUUCACCAAAUCGACUGCGUAUUCUGAGAUUGACGAUUUAAUCAAAGAACUAAAAACAAGAUUCGACAGGGAAGGAGUUCCCUUGGAAAUGAUAAUAGUGGACGACUGUUGUCAUGUAAGAAAUCUAUACGAACGCAUCUUUCCAGGAGUAAAAAUUAGAUUGGACUUGUUUCAUGCAUACUCAAGGAUAGUUCAAACUAUUUCCAAAAAAGACAGUUACAGUAAGCAGUUUUCCUCUGAAUUGUCUCUCAUUUUACGUCGAAAUGGAGACCUUGGUACAGAAAGGACAACGAGUACGCCUGGCUCAGACGAGAUCGAGGCAAACCUAGAACGGUUAUUGUUUUCUUGGAAGGAUCGUUUGUCUAAGGAAACUCUCCAUCAAUUAGAAUGCCUUCGCAAACACAUACAAAAGGGGUGUCUUUCGGACAUACCUCCUGGGUGUGGAACAGAAAAGAAUGAACGUCUACACAGACAUAUAAAUAGAUCGCUCCUCUGUGGUGUCUCUAAGAUUGGACCAGAACUCGCGAUAGCUGUAAUGAGUUGUGCAUUGUUUGCCUGGAAUUGCAAACGACAAAUAAACAGAUUGACCUCGAGAGCUAAGCCUGUUAUGCCAGUUGAAAUAAUUAGAAAAGGUAACCUUUCAUCGCCACAACAACACAUGAAGCAAUUUGAAAUUUCUCAUGCAGAGGACUUCAUGAGCACACGGAGUAAAGUAAAUUUUCCGGGACUCGUAGAGCGACUUAAAACCCGGAGUAUCGUAGAUUAUAUCAUCCAAAGAGUUCUACAUCUCCAAGAUUUUAUGGACGCCUUUACGGAAAGAUGUAAAAACAAAACGGUAGAUAUCCUGGCUUUCCUUUGGUCCACCAGUUUAAAAACUGAAAAGUUUAUAGAAGUAGAGAAAAAGAUGAAUUCUUUGGAAUUAGACUUAACUGCUCAACACAUGGACAAUUUGAUAAGGAAUCUUUCGGGUUUUAACCUUGAAGUUGACAAGAUCGAAAGAGAUGGGAACUGUUUUUUCAGAGCAGUUGCCUCACAGCUCAAUAGACACCUGAGGGAAUACAAGGAACAUAUCGAAGGGCAUUGCACUUCCCUUGGAUUAGGAAUUAGUGAAGCCUUCGACACACGUAGACUUGGGGAGCUGUUUGUGAAAAAAGUCUCUGAUAACAUUGAAGAGUACAGAGACUGGAUGACAACUGGCGUUAAUGGGUUAGAGGAAGUUUACAAAUUUAGCCAAGACGGAUUUUUCGCAAAUGAAGUUGGUGAUUUAUGCGCGAGAGCAACAGCUAAAGUCUUGAAAAUUCCAAUUGUGAUUAUUACCGCUCUCCCUUCAACACCUACGGUGCCAUUCCUACCACACGAAUUCCUUACCACCACACCCAUCUACAUUGCAUAUGAUCAUUCUGGGCCAGGCCACUACGAUGCCACAAAAGGUACUCGAUAAUUGUUCAAUAACCUUAGGUUAAAUUAGCAGUUAUAAAUUCUGAUAAUGCUACAUACCUCCUCAUAUAUCGAGGUUUGAACUGAGAAUUUUUCGAGAUCCUCCCGAUGUCUUGGCACCCUUAUAUGGUUGAAGUCUUGUACUAGUACUAAGUUGUAAAUGCUUACGUUAAUAAAACUGAGCCGGAAAUCAUUUAAUGGAGAAAAUGAUGUUUUCUUCAUUUGUGCUGAAACGAAUUCUGUAAAUCGAGGUUAUUUCAGAUAUAAGCAAUAACUAUUUACCGACGUGUCGGUGGCUAAUAGUAGACAUUUAACGAGCCGCGAAGCAGCUUGGCAAAUAUUCACUAAUAGCCACGACACUGAGGCGAAUAGCUGUUUUUUUUAGUACCCACUAAAUCAGUGAGAUAAUAUGGCACAAAAAGAUGAUUUUAAUAAUCAAUUUAUUCCUGUACGUGCGGCAGCGUGAAACUCGCGAGUUGCUCGGAGGUAAAUAGCAAAGGAUAUUCAGAGUUUGAGUAGCCAGUCAGAGCACACCUUCAACGCUGUCCACUGCUUUAGUAUAUACUAAUGACCUUUAACUUGUCGAAACCUUGUCGAAAACCAUUGCAUUAAUUCUUGACAUGGUUUCAUCGUUUCAGAAGUUUCAAGUGAGAAUGACUGUGACGAACAAGCGAAGGAAACAAGAUGCACUUGCGGUAAAAACAAGAAAAAUAAGUCAGUUUCAGACAUUUUCUGUGUUUCUGGUAAAUGCCCGUGCCACAAAGUGAACCACUCUUGUACCCGCUCGUGUAGAUGUUACAACUGCAAAAAUACGUGCAAUUCCAAUGAAGUUGUGAAGGUAAAAAAGAGUCUGAAGAGAGGCUGUAGGUGCGGAGUUGGACAAAAGAGCAAAAGGGACGGAGGACCAAAUGCAAGUCACAAGUCGUGUCAAGACAGUCUCCGCAAGUCGAAGUGUCCGUGUGUAGCGGGUGGCAUAGGAUGCACCGAAGUCUGCAGAUGCUUUAAUUGUGGAAACAUUGUUCAAGCUCGAGCUGACCCGGGAAAAUCCCCAAAACGAAAGAAGCGAAAUAGGGCGACCGUCUCUCCAUAUAAGAGGAAAAAGGGAUUAUAGCAACGCUUGAUCGCCGCUAGCUGGACCGUACGAAUCUCACUGAUCGACACAACAAAUAUCGCCCCAAUUUCUUUCUGUUAAACGCCUCCUUUAUUAAAUGUCGUAUUUGACCGUGAAGCUAAAAAUAAUUGAUUCACAAAAUUAGGGACAAGAAAUUAGCUAUAGAAACACUCGAGGUAAAUUAAACUUACAUUGUUGCCGGAUCUGGCGAGAGUUGACACAAAAAAGACCUUUCCUUCCUUCGAUAAAAACGACAGACAAUUUCUUUCUAUUAAACCACGAGUGCUUGUGAAAUCGAUCGAAUUAUUGAAUUGCACAAUAGAUCCGUUCUGUUUGGAAAUGCGAUACCACUUACGGAACGCGUGACGAGGCACCUAGUGUGACUUUUACAGAUUAUUAAUUAAACGAUUACUAAAUCAAAACAAGGGAUAAACCCGUGCCUUAGGGGCACUUACAGGGAUCAAAGUUCAUGAUAAGUCAAAAUGCAGAGGUGGAUUGUGGACCAUGGAGAAACAUUGAAACGCUUUGUUUGAUGGUUUGCCGGGACGUGAUGCUAAGUCAAGGACUUUCCAUAAAUUCAAAAAAUUUGCGUGAUUUGUAUGAUUUCGUGGCUAAGUCUCCUGCUGUUAUGGAAAUGUCUUUAAACAUAGCUGCGAAGUCUACAGCACAGAUUGUGGCUAAAAUAGCGCAUCUAAGAGGCAUUGAUUUGUAA
Molecule: messenger RNA, 3415 nt
Organism: Pocillopora meandrina
Lineage: Eukaryota; Metazoa; Cnidaria; Anthozoa; Scleractinia; Pocilloporidae
Source: the annotation of a GenBank genome assembly